Culicoides brevitarsis is the source of this 3272-nucleotide messenger RNA. Its product is annotated as heat shock 70 kDa protein cognate 4-like. NCBI's taxonomy places the organism in Eukaryota, Metazoa, Arthropoda, Insecta, Diptera, Ceratopogonidae. Gene Ontology annotation, molecular function: ATP-dependent protein folding chaperone; protein binding; ATP binding. Bases 48 to 3116 code for a protein of 1022 amino acids. The record is from RefSeq and is a predicted model, not a curated record. The transcript has 5 exons.
UGAAAGGUUCUUCAAAAAUUCAACUUUUUUCAAUAUUUCGCAACAAAAUGUCGAUACUGGGAAUUGAUUUUGGUGCAACAAAAAUUGUCGCAGCUUAUUUUGAUGCAAAAACGCAAAAAUCUGAGAUAAUUUUGGACAACGAGGAAAAUCGAAGUACCGCAUGCUGUUUGGCAUUCACAAAAACUGAGAGACUUUUCUCCAAAGCGGCUGAAUAUCAAGCAGUGAGCAAUCCAGAAAAUACGAUUUUUGGAAGAGAUAUCAAGCUGAUAAUUGGAAAUGAUUACAAAAUCGAGACUUUUAUCAAAAGCGAUUUAAAUCCCGAUAAUGAACGCGAAUUAAAAUUAACUUAUCGCAAUGAAGAGAUAAAAAUUUUCCCGGAACACAUGAUAGCGAUGCUCUUAUCGCGUUUACGUGAAAAUGCUGAAAAACGAUUGGGUCGAAAUUUUUCCCAAGCUGUCGUUUCAGUGCCGGCGAUGUUCAAUGCCAAACAACGAAAUGCCUUAAAAACUGCGUGUUCGGCAGCUGGAUUGGAAGUUAAAGCGUUUCUGAAUAAUACGACGGCAGCUGCGAUUCAUUACGCGGUUGAACGAAAAUUUUCCGGGUAUUCGAGGAAAAUUUUGAUUUUUGAUAUGGGAGCGACGUCGUUCGAAGUUGGAGUCUUUGAAAUUCGCAAUAAUUCGGUAACGACACUUGCUUGCGAUGGAAGUUUGGAAAUCGGAGGAGAAAAUUUCGUUGAUCGCUUGAAAAGUUAUUUUUUGCAGCAAAUGCGGGAAAAUUACAUGUUCAUCGAACACGAUAAUGAAAAGCUGUCCCGCUUACAUGACGCAUGUGAAAAAGUCAAAACUGUUCUUUCAACGACGAAUUUGGCAGAUGUCAAGGUUGAAGCUUUCAACGACGGACAACCGUAUGAAUUUAAAAUGUACCGAGACGAAUUUGAGUACCUUUGCAAAGAUUUAUUUGAAAAAAUUCAUGAAAUUGUGCAUGAAACGACAAAAAAUAUCUGCGAUAUUGAGGAAUUUAUCGUCAUCGGAGGCGGAGGAAGGAUCCCAAAAGUCGAAGAAACACUAAAAAAUGCUUUAAAAAUUGAUCAUCUCUCAAAAGUUUUGAAUCAAGACGAAUCAGUAGCCAAUGGAACUGCUUAUUAUGCAGCAAAAUCGGAUAUUUUUUCAGUUCAUGAAGUCACUGCAACGGAAUUUUUAAUUGAAUCCGAAAAAUCUAAAGUUGUAAUUGCACGAAAAGGCAAAAAAUUGCCCAUUAGUCAUGAAAUCACGUUUAAGCAUGGUGAAGAUUCGUAUCCUGAAUUUAGAAUUUAUCAAGAUUUUCAUCAUUUUGUGUCUAUAGUGUCCUUCAACGAGUAUUUGACUCUCAAAACUGAUGUUGACUCCAACGGUUUAGUGAAAAUAAUUAAAAAUGAAGGAAAUGAAAUAUUAAAUUUGCAGUCAAUUCCAUCCAAUAAAGUUGAAAAAAUGAAAAAUUUGGAUAAAAACUUUGAAAGUACCGAAAAACUUUACAAAACUUUACAAGUAAAGCUAAAUGCGUUGGAAAGUAAGUGUUACAAGUACAAAAGGACGGUAGAUUCGAAGGAUUUGUUUGAAGUUUUAACCGAAAAUGAUAAAUUUCGAGUCAAGGAAUUGUGUGAAAACACUCUCGAAUGGAUAAAAUACGCACAAUAUGCGACGAAAGAUGAUAUAAUUUCAAAACAAGAAGAAUUAGAUGAAAUUUGCUUCAACCUUAUUGAACAAGCACAAAAGAAACAUGCUCAGAACGUUUUGGAAACAUCAGCUAAUCAAUAUUUCAGCAACAAAGACUUCGAAAGAGCAAUUGAUGCAUACACUAAACUCAUUGAGCAGUCAAAAGAAAAUGAUUUUCUCGUUCUUGCUUAUCGCUGCAACCGUGGAAGAGCUUUGUAUUAUCUUAAAAGAUGGGAAGAAGCAAUUAAAGACUUUAAUUUUUUGCUCGAUCAGAGUUACAACAAAAGUAAUUUGGAGGAAUGUCGCUUUUAUCGUGCCAAAUGUUACUUCUUAUUGGAAAAUUUUGAUGCUUCUCUGAAGGAUCUCGACUAUCUCUUAAGAGCAAACGAUUUAAAGUCUGAGUUUAGAAACGGAAUCUUAACACUAAAAGUAAAAGUUUUAUUGGUAACUUAUGGCAGAUCAAAAGAAUAUGGUCAAAAUUCAUUAGAAAUUUCAAAAAUUGAUGAAUUGAUGAACGAUUAUCCCUUUAUGCAAUAUUUAAAGAAAUCAAAUAGAAAUUUAUUGGGAGAAAUGUUUCUCAAAAGAGCAACUUGCAAAUUUUCGGUGCAUUUUCACGACAAAGCUCUUGAAGAUUUGGAAAAAGCCGCUGACUAUCUUGAUAACCAUGGAGAAAUUUUCAAACUACGAGCUCAGUGUUUCUUUAUCCUUGGCAAAAUCGAUCAGGCUGAACAAGAAAUACAAUCAUGUUUGUUGGUAACUGAUGAAGGCUCGGAGUUACGGUCAGACAUUGUGAUGUUAAGUGCAGAAAUUGAAAAAUCCCGUAAAGAACAGACUUUGAAACGUGAAUUGAAAGAAUUUGAAAGACUUCGCGCAGAAAAUGCUUAUGAAGAUGUUGUAAAAAUUAUGAAAAAAAUCAAAAAUGAACAUCGUCCAUUACCGAAAAAUAUCAGAGAUGAGUUUAUGAGGGCAGAAAUUGUAGCGAAUUAUCAUCAUUUUAAAAAAGCUCGAGAGGGAAUCCAAGAUUGUUCGUCUCUGUUGAUUGAUAAUAUGAAAGAUUUGUUUGCUUUACGGUACCGUGCAAAAUUUUAUCUUGCUGAUAAAUGUAAAUGGCAGGCAGAAAGGGAUUUGAACAAAAUUCUUUCAAUAAAUCCUGACGAUCAAGAGGCAAUAGAACUUCUAAAUUCGUUAAAACAAAAUGGAUUUUGGAAUAAAGUUUUGAAAAUUAUCAAUUGGAAUACUGACAAUUCUGAGAAAAAAGUACAAAAACAAUUUCAAAGCAACGGAGACGAAUUAGGUGCAAAUAGCGACGAUGAAGGUCCAAACUGCAACUCAAAAAAAGACACCGUAAUUGAUAUUGGUGAAAGUGCUGAAGCGUCAAAUGCCAAUGUUACAAAGCUUCGUAAAAAGUAUGAAACUAACUUUUGAGUGAACGAGUUUUAUUGUUCAGGUCCUCAAACGAAUCCUUAAAUGAAGCAUCAUCAAAUGGAAAAUCGAGAAAUCGUAAAAAGAAAACCUACCAACCUUAUGAAGCGGAAAAAAUUAUUGGUAUUCAAAAAUAUUCAAAAAAAUAAACUUUUGUAA